Molecule: messenger RNA, 1400 nt
Organism: Drosophila miranda
Lineage: Eukaryota; Metazoa; Arthropoda; Insecta; Diptera; Drosophilidae
Gene: Got2
Product: aspartate aminotransferase, mitochondrial
Exons: 5
Coding region: 66-1349 (427 amino acids)
Biological process (GO): L-aspartate catabolic process; biosynthetic process
Cellular component (GO): mitochondrion
Molecular function (GO): L-aspartate:2-oxoglutarate transaminase activity; pyridoxal phosphate binding
Source: RefSeq, a predicted model, not a curated record
ACAUUUCUUGCGUGCGUAGCUUUUACCUUAGUUCAGGCGGAUUCGACUAAAAUUCCACUACAAACAUGUCGCAGAUCUAUAAGCGCAGUUUGCUGUUGAGCAAUCGUGUGGCACCCUCGGCUGCCGCCGCCUUGCGUUGCAAAUCAUCAUGGUUCUCGGAAGUAAAAAUGGGUCCUCCCGAUGCCAUUUUGGGCGUUACAGAGGCAUUUAAGCGGGACCAAAAUCCGAAAAAGAUGAAUGUGGGCGUUGGUGCCUAUCGCGAUGAUAACACCAAGCCCUUCGUCCUGCCCAGUGUGCGGGAGGCAGAAAAGCGGGUUUUGGGUCGCGGCUUGGACAAGGAGUAUGCCCCAAUCAUUGGCUUUCCCGAGUUCUACAACAAAGCCAUUGAACUGGCUUUGGGCAAGGACUCCAAACGCCUGCAGGCUAAGCACAAUGUCACCACCCAGACGAUCAGUGGAACUGGAGCUCUCCGCGUGGGUGCCGCCUUCUUGAGCCGUUUCUGGACAGGCUGUCGCGAUGUGUACAUGCCCAAUCCCACUUGGGGCAAUCAUGUGCCAAUCUUCGAGCACAGCGGUCUGUCCGUUAAGCGUUAUCGCUACUACAAUCCCGCCAGCUGCGAUCUGGACUUCAGUGGCAUGAUUGAGGAUCUGAAGAAAGCGCCCGAGGGAGCUAUUGUUCUGCUGCAUGCCUGCGCACACAAUCCCACUGGCGUGGAUCCCACUGUGGAGCAGUGGCGUGAGAUCUCCAAGGUCGUGAAGGACCGCAAACUGUAUCCCUUCAUUGACUUUGCCUAUCAGGGAUUCGCCUCGGGCGAUGUGGACCGUGAUGCCCAGGCGGUGCGCAUUUUUGAGGCCGAUGGCCAUGACUUCUGCCUGGCCCAGAGCUUUGCCAAGAACAUGGGUCUGUACGGAGAGCGUGCUGGUGCCUUCACCGUUGUCUGCACCGAUGAAGAGGAGGCCGCACGUGUAAUGUCCCAGGUGAAGAUCAUCAUUCGUGGUUUGUACUCGAGCCCGCCCAUACACGGAGCCCGCAUUGCUGCCGAGAUCCUGAACAGCGAUGACCUGCGAAAACAGUGGCUGGUGGAUGUCAAGCAGAUGGCCGAUCGCAUCAUCGAUGCCCGCUGUACGCUGAGGGAAAACCUCAAGAAGCUGGGCUCCAGCCGCAGCUGGGAACACAUUGUCAACCAGAUUGGCAUGUUCUGCUUCACGGGCCUGAAACCCGAACAGGUCACGAAACUAGCCAAGGAGUACAGCAUCUACAUGACCCAGGAUGGUCGCAUUUCCAUGGCCGGAGUGUCUAGCAAGAAUGUGGAUUAUCUGGCCGAGAGCAUACACAAGGUCACCAAAUAGAAGAUGGUAUCAGUGAAAGUGGAGGGUGGAAUUUUAGUAGCUACUAUCGGC